Aureobasidium subglaciale EXF-2481 is the source of this 1599-nucleotide messenger RNA. RefSeq lists its product as uncharacterized. The record is from RefSeq and is a predicted model, not a curated record. The transcript is spliced from 6 exons. NCBI's taxonomy places the organism in Eukaryota, Fungi, Ascomycota, Dothideomycetes, Dothideales, Saccotheciaceae. Gene Ontology annotation, molecular function: ATP binding; ATP hydrolysis activity. Gene Ontology annotation, biological process: vacuole organization; endosomal transport. The coding region runs from base 220 to 1524 and encodes 434 amino acids.
CCUCUCUUCUUUUGUACACAAUCGCAUCUUGCGACUACGAGCCGACCGUAGUCCAAUCAUUCGCCUUUCGUAUCGUCUUGAGAGUACUACAGGCAGGGAGUCGCCCACUACCAGCACAAACGCCUAGUCACCGGUGCAGCGCAGAUCCAGCCUACCCAGUGUCACACGUCACCACGCCUUCCUCGCAACGCGACUCUACCCCUCCAUACGACAUUCAAUAUGAGCAACACCGACUUCUUGGGCCGUGCCAUCGAUGUGGUGAAGAAGGCCAUUGAGCAGGACACCGCUGGCGAGUACGAGAAGGCCUACCAACAAUACUACGCAGCUCUUGAACUGUUCAUGCUCGCUCUGAAAUGGGAGAAGAACGCAAAGUCCAAGGAGAUGAUCCGCGCAAAGGCUGCCGAAUACAUGGAAAGAGCUGAGAAACUCAAGAAUCAUCUCGCUGAACAAGACACGAAUCGUAAGAAGCCUAGUGCUAUGGGUGCGAACGGAAAGGCUUCCAACGGUGCAGCCAAGGGAAAGGACGACGAUGAUGAACAAGAUCCCGAGUCUAAGAAGCUGCGGGGUGCUCUCGCUGGUGCCAUUUUGACCGACAAGCCCAACAUCAAGUGGGAGGACGUGGCUGGUCUGGAAGGUGCAAAGGAGGCUUUGAAAGAGGCUGUCAUCCUGCCCAUCAAGUUCCCCCAUCUGUUCACCGGCAAACGUCAACCGUGGAAGGGUAUCCUGCUCUACGGUCCUCCCGGUACUGGUAAAUCAUAUCUUGCCAAAGCUGUUGCCACAGAGGCAAACAGCACUUUCUUCAGUGUCAGCAGUAGUGACUUGGUAAGCAAGUGGAUGGGUGAGAGUGAACGUCUCGUGAAGCAGCUGUUCAACAUGGCGCGAGAAAACAAACCGUCAAUUAUCUUCAUUGAUGAGAUUGAUGCACUUUGUGGUCCUAGAGGCGAAGGCGAGUCAGAAGCCUCCAGACGUAUCAAGACGGAACUCCUCGUGCAGAUGGAUGGUGUCGGUCGCGAUUCAAAGGGCGUCCUCAUUCUCGGAGCUACCAACAUUCCUUGGCAACUCGACUCUGCCAUUCGUAGACGUUUCCAGAGGAGAGUGCACAUCAGCUUGCCCGAUCUGCCGGCCAGAACACGGAUGUUUGAACUGGCUGUUGGAUCAACGCCAUGCGAGAUGAAGGCAGAGGACUACAGAACUCUGGCGCAAUACAGCGAGGGCUACUCCGGAAGUGAUAUCAGUAUCGCGGUACAGGACGCUUUGAUGCAACCCGUACGAAAGAUUCAAAUGGCAACGCAUUACAAGAAGGUCACUGUCGAUGGGCAAGAGAAGCUCACACCGUGUUCACCAGGCGACCAAGGCGCAACAGAGAUGACAUGGAUGGAUGUUGAUACAGACAAGCUGCUCGAGCCUCCGCUCAUGGUCAAGGACUUUAUCAAGGCAAUCAAGGCAUCGAGACCAACAGUCAGUCAGGAGGACUUGAAGCAUAAUGCGGAAUGGACUGCAGAAUUCGGUAGCGAGGGUGCUUAGACGAGUAGAGGGCUUGCGGUUGGCAACAUGACGAGGAGAUAUAUCGUGUCUACAAUUGACAAGAUGUGGAUACCC